ACAGUAUAUCAGCGACUGUGGUUAGUUCAGAAAUCGCAACGAUAGAAAACAGCCUUAUCAACUGACCGUGUUUUGUUUUGUGCACCGCAACCUCAACUAAGCCAAAAAGAAGGAUAGGAGUGUUUUCUGCAGUAGUAUUUGAUGUAUAAAAUGUAAAUUACUAAACGGAAAAAUCUAUAACGAUGAACAAGGAAGGAAGAUUUUCUUCGCAAGAGUUGCAGCAUUAUCGUGAGCGGUUGAUAAAACAAAAAGAAUUCCUGAGUGACAUAUUAUCGAAAAUCGAGAAACAAAUAAUUGCAUUGCAGGUUGAACGAUUGCAUUUGAGAAAUACUCUGCUCGGCACAGAUCUAAAGCAAUCUAUGGAUGAAAAUUUAUUGUCAGAUUCGUUGGAAAAAAAUAACAGUGUGAAAGUUGAGCCAGGAACGAGUGAUAUUAAUUCGCAAGAUCUAAACGAUCAACAGUUGGACUUGUCUGUACCAGCAUCGAUAAAUCACUUUGAGGAAGAAAUUGAAGACGAUGAAACGUCUGAAGAUGAAAAGAUGAUAUUAAAGAAAUUUGAUUUUAUAAAUUACUAAUAUAAUUAUACCAAUAAUAAUUAACACCACAAUUAUAUUUAACGAUUGAUACCAUGCAAAAAAACUAAAUCUUCUAGAUUUACAUACCUUGUUAGGAUAUAAUGUUAAUUUAUUUGUACAAGGGUGUUGAAAUAAACUUAUAAUAAUUGUACUGUAAUGUCAUAUGAU
Dinoponera quadriceps is the source of this 743-nucleotide messenger RNA. RefSeq lists its product as uncharacterized. The record is from RefSeq and is a predicted model, not a curated record. Gene Ontology annotation, biological process: transcription by RNA polymerase II; transcription initiation at RNA polymerase III promoter. NCBI's taxonomy places the organism in Eukaryota, Metazoa, Arthropoda, Insecta, Hymenoptera, Formicidae. The transcript is spliced from 2 exons. Gene Ontology annotation, cellular component: nucleus. Bases 183 to 575 code for a protein of 130 amino acids.